AUGGUUGCCAUCCAAGUGGACCGCCUUGAAGUCGUCGAUGGUCCCUUGAAUUCGGAGAAUGCAGCUCUCCUCCGGCCCUCAGAUCCCACAAUGCCCCUCGAAGAACUGAGAAAAAGAUUCGAAGAAGAUGGCUAUCUGUUUCUGAAGCAGAUUCUUCCGCGGAAAGACGUCCUUGAAGCCCGCAACGCAUACUUCUCAUCCCUCAAGUCCACCGGUGUCCUGAAGCCGGGCACCGAGCCCGUAGAGGGCAUUUUCGACCCAGCCAAGACCCAAGAAGAAUACCCCGGAAUUGGAGCUGGGCAGGCCGUUGGAAAUGGAAGACCGGGUGGUGAAAAGGCCGCGGCAUUCGUGGAUCUCGCCCUCGAUGCUCACUACCAGGAAUGGUAUGCCGAGAAGUUCUGCAAGCAUCCCGCUCUGUAUGACUUUAUUGCUCGAUUCUCGGGCUGGAACAAGAACACACUUGGCUUCCGUCGCACGCUGCUCAGAAAUAACAUUCCUGGCUCGAAGCCCAUUGGCGUGCAUUAUGACCAGAUUUUCUUGAGACAUGGUGAUCCAACCAGUAUCACUGCCUGGGUUCCAAUAGGCGACAUCAAGUUAAAUGGCGGGGGGCUGAUAUAUCUCGAGAAUGGUGAUAGCAUCGGGGUUGAGAGGGAGAAAGAGUUUUACAGGACGGCAAAAGAAGCCGGGCUAAGUGAUGAGGAAGCUAAAAAUGCCUUUAAUUCUAAUAUGAUGGCAACGGGCUUGCUUUCGGAAUUCCCGGCGCAAUUUGCUCGGGAUCAUGAUCGGCGUUGGUUGGUCUCGGCCUACGAGGCUGGAGACGUUGUCUUGCAUAAGCCUCAUAUGAUCCAUGCAUCGUGCAUCAACCAUGAUCCCGACAAUGUGAUUCGUCUCGCGACUGAUCUUCGAUUCUGUGACUCGUCGAAGCCAUUUGAUAAGCGGUGGAUGAAUCACUAUACAUUCAAUGACGGAGUUUAG
Molecule: messenger RNA, 975 nt
Organism: Penicillium odoratum
Lineage: Eukaryota; Fungi; Ascomycota; Eurotiomycetes; Eurotiales; Aspergillaceae
Exons: 4
Coding region: 1-975 (324 amino acids)
Source: RefSeq, a predicted model, not a curated record